This is a messenger RNA of Arctia plantaginis, 1014 nucleotides long. NCBI's taxonomy places the organism in Eukaryota, Metazoa, Arthropoda, Insecta, Lepidoptera, Erebidae. The record is from the annotation of a GenBank genome assembly.
AUGGUUGUAUCAAAAAAAUACAUCGUACUCAAUUCUUUUGUUGGAGAACCUAAAAAAAGUGAUUUUAAGAUAAUUGAGGAAGAAUUACCUGCUCUGCAAGAUAAUGAAUUUUUAGCUGAAGCCGCAUACAUAAGCGUAGAUCCAUACCAGCGAAUGAAGCUCGGCGAAAACUAUCCUUGCGAUAUGAUUGGCGGCCAAGUUGCAAAGAUAAUAGAGAGCAAAAAUUCAGAAUAUCCUGUUGGGUCGUGGGUGAUGGGACAUUUCGGUUGGAGAACUCACACGAUCACUAAACCAGAUAAUGAGAAGUUCUGUAAGCAAAAACCUUAUAUGUACAAGUUGCCUGAUUUUGGCGAUUUGCCCAUUUCUUUAGCAGUUGGAAUGUGUGGUAGGGUUGGGAACACUGCUUACUUUGGCUUCACACAGAUCUGUCAACCUAAGCCAGGCGAGACCGUAGUAAUUUCUGGCGCUGCAGGAGCUGUUGGUUGUCAAGUUGGACAAAUUGCUAAGAUAUUCGGAUGUCGCGUAAUUGGAUUUGCUGGCACUGACGAGAAAACCAACUUCUUGGUGAAAGAAUUAGGGUUCGAUUGUGCUGCUAACUAUAAAACAACCAAUUUAAAGGAUUUUCUUAAAGAAAAUGCUCCGAACGGUGUAGAUUGCUAUUUCGACAAUGUUGGAGGCGAAAUUAGUAGUACUGUAAUAUCACAAAUGAACGAAUAUGGUAGAGUAGCUGUCUGUGGUGCUAUUUCCACAUAUAAUGAAACUGACCCUGAAAAACGAAAGGCAACAGUGCUACAGCCAUUCGUAGUCGGAAAGCAAAUAAAAAUUGAAGGGUUCUUAGUCAACCGAUAUGCCGACCGCACAGUGGAAGGAGUGAUCCAAAACUUACAAUGGUUAAAAGAAGGAAAAUUGAAAUACAAGGAACAUAUUACAGCAGGUUUCGAAUCAGCCUCUGAUGCAUUCAUUGGGUUGUUCAAAGGAGAAAACAUUGGUAAAGCAAUAGUUAAAGUAAAAUGA